AUGGUCGAAGACAUUCAAUCCCGCCGCGAAGCCGACUACCAGCGCUUCAAGAACUACGCCGCCCUAACCUUCCUCGUCACCUCCCCGAUUCUCAUCGCCCUACCCCCGCGGAAACUCGACCACCUCACCGUCCUGCUCACAGGCGCCUUCUGCAUCUCCGCAAACCACCUGACCUAUGAACGCACAGGCCGCAGCAUCAUGGAGCGUCUCGAGUCGCGCCUUUCCCGGCCCUCGGCGAUCAUCUCGGAUUUGCCUAGUGAGCGCGCGCAGGAGAUCCAGGCACGGGUGCGCGCGAGUAGAGAGAAACAAUUGCGGGAAGGAGGACUUAACGAGGAGGAGAUUGAGAGGUUGAGGGCGAGGCAGACGCAGGAGAAGGGGAUUGCGGAGAGGGUUUGGAUGGGUGGGGAGGAGGAAGGGUGGAAGCAGAGGAGAUUACGAGAGGAGGCGGAGGCGUUGGCGGAGGGGAAGGGGUAUGGGGAUCUGAUUAAGGAGCAUGUUUCGGAUGUAUGGAGAUGGGGAAAAAAGGAUAAUGACUCGAAGGAGUGA
This is a messenger RNA of Aspergillus chevalieri, 546 nucleotides long. RefSeq lists its product as uncharacterized. The transcript has a single exon. Lineage: Eukaryota; Fungi; Ascomycota; Eurotiomycetes; Eurotiales; Aspergillaceae. The record is from RefSeq and is a predicted model, not a curated record. The coding region runs from base 1 to 546 and encodes 181 amino acids.